GAUGUUGCACAGAGGACAUCCUGCCGACGCCCGAGGCGCUGUGGGGCUCGCCCGACGGCUCGCACCUGCUCUUCAUGUCCUUCAACGACUCCGAGGUGCGCAGCAUGGCCUUCCCGUGGUUCGGCGCCGGCGCCGCGGGCGCUGCCAUCGCCGGCGGCUUCGGCCAGUGGCAGACCUUCCCCGACUCGCGCUCCGUGCGCUACCCCACGCCCGGCACGCCCAACCCAGAGGUGCACUUGUGGGUGUUGGACGUGAGCAACGCGAGCGACGUGCAACGCUGGGAAGUGAAGCCUCCGCCGGUGCUGGAAGACCAUAUGUUGUUGGUUGUUCCUACUGAUCCUUUUCUUAAUGAUGGAGUUGAGAAAGAGUUCUAA
Molecule: messenger RNA, 374 nt
Organism: Gryllus bimaculatus (two-spotted cricket)
Lineage: Eukaryota; Metazoa; Arthropoda; Insecta; Orthoptera; Gryllidae
Source: the annotation of a GenBank genome assembly